AUGUUGCCCCCCCACCAAGAGGCCGCUGUGCCCAGCACCCGGAACCAGCGACUCUGUGACAUCAGCCCUGGGGCCGAGGGUGCUGCGGGCAACAGGCCGCUGUGCCCAGCACCCGGAACCAGCGACUCUGUGACAUCAGCCCUGGGGCCGAGGGUGCUGCGGGCAACCUGCCACAUGCUGCUGGCAGCAAUGAAUUUGCUCUGUGUCCUUUUCCUGUUGGCCGUGUGCCGGCCUGUGCGCAGCGCAUUGGACACCUGUGGAGGGACCUGCGGGCUCCGGCCCAUGGCUUCUUACUAUGGCAUGUCACGCGUCGUGGGGGGCACAGAUGCCCAGCCGGGGGCCUGGCCCUGGAUCGUCAGCAUCCAGGAUCCCUGGGAAACAGGCACGGGGCAUAUAUGCGGAGGGUCCGUCAUCAGCCCACAGUGGGUGCUCACAGCAGCCCACUGCUUCAUCAAGGCCAGGCACAUCACCAUGUGGCGCGUGGUGAUCGGGGCCACCCAGUUGACUCAGCUGGGCCCUGAGGCCCAAGUGCGCAGUAUCAAGCGGCUACUGGUUCACGAACACUACAGUAAUAUCUCCGAGAGGAACGACAUCGCGUUGCUGGAAUUGGACCAGCCUGUUGAGUGCAGCUCCUACGUACAGCUUGCCUGCGUGCCCGAUGCCUCACUGAGAGUGUCAGAGCUGAGAACCUGCUAUGUCAGUGGCUGGGGUUCCACAACUGCAAGAU
Molecule: messenger RNA, 727 nt
Organism: Pelecanus crispus (Dalmatian pelican)
Lineage: Eukaryota; Metazoa; Chordata; Aves; Pelecaniformes; Pelecanidae
Source: RefSeq, a predicted model, not a curated record